Molecule: messenger RNA, 790 nt
Organism: Tupaia belangeri chinensis (Chinese tree shrew)
Lineage: Eukaryota; Metazoa; Chordata; Mammalia; Scandentia; Tupaiidae
Gene: SSNA1
Product: SS nuclear autoantigen 1
Exons: 2
Biological process (GO): axon extension
Cellular component (GO): ciliary basal body; axon; centrosome
Source: RefSeq, a predicted model, not a curated record
GGGGCCGGGGCCGGGGCGCAGGGCGGCCGAGGGCGGGGCGGGAGGGCCGCUACCGGCCGGGUGGAGCGAGGCCCGGCCUCAGCCGCCGCCUUGGCCCCAGGCAUCGAGGAGCUGUGCCAGAAGCGCGAGGAGCUGUGCCGGCAGAUCCAGCAGGAGGAGGACGAGAAGCAGCGGCUGCAGAACGAGGUGAGGCAGCUGACGGAGAAGCUGGCCCGCGUCAACGAGAACCUGGCGCGCAAGAUCGCCUCCCGCAACGAGUUCGACCGCACCAUCGCGGAGACCGAGGCCGCCUACCUCAAGAUCCUGGAGAGCUCACAGACUCUGCUGAGUGUCCUGAAAAGGGAAGCUGGGAACCUGACCAAGGCCACGGCCCCUGACCAGAAGAGCAGUGGUGCCAAGGACAGCUGACGCGGUGCCUGCCUCUGCGCUGCUUGCGGGGCUCGGCCCAGCCAUGUCCUUGAAAUGGGUGGCAGCGGGCUUCACUCUCAGUGCUGAGUGGGACCAUUGGUAGCUUCCGCCAUCCAUGGGUGACAGAGCCUGGGGCUGGCCCCAUCCCGCCCUGGGCUGUGGGGGUAGUGGGCGCCCAGGCAGCUCUACAGGGGACCUCUCUCUGAGGCCCCCACGAUCCCCGGGCUGCUGGUCCCAGUGUGUGUCUCAGCACCGUGGGAGUGCCUCAGGCAGGUGGGGGCGGGGCUGGGCCCUCUUUUUACCCCAGAACCUAGAUCUCAGGCCUGGGCUCAGUGGCCUGUGACCCUGUCAAUAAAGGUUGCCUUCGUAAAGGUUUACACCA